Molecule: messenger RNA, 2176 nt
Organism: Phragmites australis (common reed)
Lineage: Eukaryota; Viridiplantae; Streptophyta; Magnoliopsida; Poales; Poaceae
Product: endoglucanase 7
Exons: 5
Coding region: 309-1961 (550 amino acids)
Biological process (GO): carbohydrate metabolic process
Molecular function (GO): hydrolase activity, hydrolyzing O-glycosyl compounds
Source: RefSeq, a predicted model, not a curated record
ACAAGUCCACCCUCCAACCCCACGGCACGGCGACGCAGCUCGCUCGCUGUCGCUGAUAAAUUUUCAUCUCGCUUCCCCCUAGCUUUGCCGCGCCCGGCCCCUAACUCCUCCACGUAUUCUAUUCUCCCGGGCCGAACCAAUUCAACGCGCUGCGCGUGUGUCGGGCGGGGGUGCAGAUAUAAGCCAGCCGCGCCCUGAGGCCGAACCAGUACACCCGCACACGGAGGCAGAGCACAGCACAGCACAAGCAGAGCACAGCAGCAGAACAAGAGGCGUAGUAGCAGAGCACAGCGCGGCCAUCACAUCACAUGCGCGCAGGCGCAGCGGCGCGGAGGCAGGCGCCGCAGGCACAUGCGAAGGUACCGCGCAGCAGCUCUCGUUCAAUGAGCGGCGCGGGCGCCGCCUUGUGUCGCCGGCUCGGGGUCGCGCUGCUGCUGCUUCUUGCCGCCGUUCUUGGAGCCGAGGGGAACGCGCAUAACUACGAGGACGCGCUGCAGAAGAGCCUGCUCUACUUCGAGGCGCAGCGGUCGGGGCGGCUCCCGCACAGCCAGCGCGUCGCCUGGCGCCACCACUCCGGCCUCACCGACGGUCUUGAGCAAGGGGUGGAUUUGGUGGGGGGUUACUACGACGCCGGGGAUCAUGUCAAGUUCGGGCUGCCGAUGGCGUUCACGGUGACGAUGCUGUCGUGGAGCAUGAUCGAGUACGGCACCGACGUCGCGGCGGCCGGUGAGCUCGGCCACGCUCUGGAGGCCAUCAAGUGGGGCACGGACUACUUCAUCAAGGCGCACACGAGGCCCGACGAGCUCUGGGCUGAGGUGGGCGACGGCGACACGGAUCACUACUGCUGGCAGCGGCCGGAGGACAUGACGACGUCACGGCAGGCGUACAAGGUCGACCGGGAGCACCCCGGGUCCGACAUCGCCGGCGAGACGGCGGCGGCCAUGGCGGCCGCGUCCAUGGUCUUCCGCGAAUCCAACCCGCACUACGCACACCUCCUCCUGCACCACGCCCAGCAGCUGUUCGAGUUCGCCGACAGGUACAGGGGAAAAUACGACAGCAGCAUCGCGGAGGUGAAGAGCUACUAUGCGUCGGUGAGCGGGUACAAGGACGAGCUCCUGUGGGCCGCCCUGUGGCUCCACCGCGCCACCGGCAGAGCCGACUACCUCGACUACGUCGUCGACAAGGCCGACUGCCUCGGCGGCACCGGCUGGGCCAUCACCGAGUUCAGCUGGGACGUCAAGUACGCCGGCGUCCAGAUCCUAGCAGCAAGACUGCUGCUGAGAGGAGAGCACGCGACGCAUCACAGGAGCACGCUGGAGCAGUACAAGGCGAAGGCGGAGCACUACGUGUGCGCGUGCCUGGGCCGGAACGGAGCUGGCGGCGCGGACGCAAACGUGGAGCGCAGCCCCGGCGGGAUGCUCUACAUCCGGCAGUGGAACAACAUGCAGUACGUGACAAACGCCGCGUUCCUCCUGUCCGCCUACUCCGACUACCUGGCCGAGGCCGGCGUCCGGACCGUGGCGUGCGCGGGCGGCGAGACCGUGGCGGCCGAAGAGGUGUUCGCGCUCGCAAGGGCGCAGGUGGACUACGUGCUGGGAACCAACCCCAGGGGCAUCAGCUACCUCGUCGGGUACGGCGGCAAGUACCCCAAUCGGGUGCACCACCGAGCCGCGUCCAUCGUGCCGUACAAGCACAGCAAGGAGUUCAUCGGAUGCACGCAGGGGUUCGAUCACUGGUUCGGACGGCGGAGCUCCAACCCCAACGUCCUCGUCGGCGCGAUAGUCGGCGGGCCGGACCGGCGGGACAGGUUCAGGGACAACCGGGAAAACUACAUGCAGACGGAGGCGUGCACGUACAACACGGCUCCGAUGGUCGGCAUGUUUGCGAAGCUGAACCGGAUGGCUCGGCAGGAGAGGGAACAGGGGUCGACGCCGGUGACCUCGACGGCGGCUGAGGUGUAAAUAGAUAGGAUGUAGAGGGGGCCGUACAAUUUUCCCCAUUCGUUGGUUCAAUUUUUUUGAGCUUUGAAUUUCAUUUUUACACAGAUUGAGAUGAUUGUAUACAAGAAAGAAAAGAAAAGAGGGUGGAGGCAUUGCCAUGCAAUGUAAAUUCGUUACCAGUACAGACGAGGGGAAAGUGACAUGAUUAAUUUAUCGGGGAUUUUUUUUUGUUUGUA